AUGGGCAUGAGCUACCGCCGCUACCUUUCUGGCAACCGCAUCUACGGAUGUUCGGGCUGCAAGACGCACCUGGCUACCAUCCACACAAUGAUAUCUCGCGUACGUUCCCUUUCAUACCCGAGCACCCCGCCUCGCCUUCCCCCUGGGCGGAGCGCUCAUGGUUUCUACCCUUGUAGGCAUUCAACGGCCAGCACGGGGAGAGCGUACCUCUUUGACACAGUUGUGAACGUUGUCGAGGGUGAACCCAGCGACAGGCAAAUGACGACGGGAAAUCACACCGUACGCGAUAUCUAUUGCGUCAAGUGCGAGACCGUGCUCGGGUGGAAAUAUGACUACGCUUACGAGGCGUCGCAGAAGUACAAGGAGGGCAAGUACAUCCUCGAGCGCAAUCUGCUCGUGGAUGUGCAGUGA
This is a messenger RNA of Epithele typhae, 411 nucleotides long. RefSeq names its product yippee-like protein. Lineage: Eukaryota; Fungi; Basidiomycota; Agaricomycetes; Polyporales; Epitheliaceae. The transcript has 3 exons. The record is from RefSeq and is a predicted model, not a curated record. The coding region runs from base 1 to 411 and encodes 136 amino acids. Gene Ontology annotation, cellular component: ubiquitin ligase complex.